Molecule: messenger RNA, 1606 nt
Organism: Linum trigynum
Lineage: Eukaryota; Viridiplantae; Streptophyta; Magnoliopsida; Malpighiales; Linaceae
Source: the annotation of a GenBank genome assembly
GUGCAUUCAUUCCCUUGAACUGAAAAAGCGGCCCAUCACUCUCCCUAUCCAACCGGAAGACGAACCCUAAUGAGCAGAGGGGGACGAUUACGGAGCUGGAGAAGGAUCACCAACCGUUUAUCUCAUUUCCUUCGCCGGUAGCUUCUCUAAACCUCAGCCGUUGAGUGUUUUCCCCCACACUACCUGCCUUAUCAUCCCCUUCCUUCAGAAAGAAACAGACCCUCUGCAACUCCAAUUGGCGGAAAACGACUGAGCCGAGAGAGGGAGAGCUUUUUUCUCCUUUGUCCUCCAAAAUCCUUGUCUGCAGAUCGAUUCUGGGUGCCUUCGUUUCUCCACUCCUCUGCCGAGAUCUGCCCCGAUCUAAUUGCUGUCUGCUCCGUUAUUCUGCAAUUCGUGAAUUCGCCCCCAAUUUCAAUUGCUCCCGAGAAUGCCUCGUUUAAGCCCCGAGGACAUAGAGGUAAUCGAGUUAUUUGAGUCAGCGAAGAAAGCCGGCGAUGCCGCCGUCGGCGACGAUAUCUCCUCCAACGGCCCGGAGGUCGGUCGAUGCGUCGAUGCCCUCAAACAGCUCGGAGAUUACCCAAUUACAUACGAGAUUCUGGUCUCCUCUCAGGUUGGGAAACGACUGCGAGCUCUAACCAAGCAUCCAGUACAUCAGAUCCAAACCAUUGCUAGUGACUUGCUCGAGAGUUGGAAACAGUUGGUUGUGAAUGAGACUACUAGAAGGAAACAAGCUGAAAAAUCUCCAACUGCAAGCGCUGUAAAAGUAGAAAAAUCACCAAAAGUUGGAUCAAUUAAAGUUGAGAAAGAACAAUCAUCAUCCAAUGGAGCAGUGAAAGUCGAGAAAGCAAAAUCAUUCUCCAAUGGAGCAAUCAAAGUCGAGAACAGGGCUCGACCGGACACUGUAAAAGUCGAGAAGACAGUAGUGAAGGAAGAGAUAAAAUCUCCCCAUGUCAAGAAACCACCACAGCCAGCAGCUAUUGCUCCUCCAAAACUCAGUUCUCUAGUAAGAUGCAAUGAUCCCUUGAGGGACAAAGUCCGUGAACUUCUUGCCGAAGCCCUAGAAAAAGUUGCCGGAGAGGUUGAUGAUGAUCUUAAGCACGAAGUACGUGCACGAGAUCCCAUCCGAGUUGCUGUCUCAGUGGAAUCCGCAAUGUUUGACCAGUUGGGGAAGUCGAAUGGGGCACAGAAGUUAAAGUACAGAUCUAUCAUGUUCAACAUCAAGGAUCCUAAAAACCCAGAUUUGAGGAGGAAAGUGCUGCUGGGUCAAAUUAACCCCGAGAGGCUCAUGACGAUGACCCCUGAAGAAAUGGCGAGUGACCAGAGGCAGAUGGAGAAUAAACAGUUGAGAGACAAAGCUAUGUUCGAGUGUGAACGUGGCGGCCCGCCACAGGCCACGACUGAUCAGUUCAGGUGCGGGCGGUGUGGUCAAAAGAAGUGUACUUACUACCAGAUGCAGACCAGGAGCGCAGAUGAACCCAUGACUACUUACGUAACGUGUGUAAACUGCAGCAACCGCUGGAAAUUCUGUUAGAACUGUCAUCUGGUUGGGAUUGUUUGCCUUUUCUUCUCUCUGCAACUUCUUCAUGAACAAAGCAGGGUUAGGCAG